Molecule: messenger RNA, 804 nt
Organism: Hydra vulgaris (swiftwater hydra)
Lineage: Eukaryota; Metazoa; Cnidaria; Hydrozoa; Anthoathecata; Hydridae
Product: lateral signaling target protein 2 homolog
Source: RefSeq, a predicted model, not a curated record
UUUAUUAAAACUAUUAACGUCUGAAACAAGUAAAAGUUAUUAACAUAAUAUCAGUAACUACAAAAAAAAAAAAAAAAAACUACAAUCUACGUUAUUAAAAAUAACCGUAGAAGAUUAAUCGUAGUAAAAACAAUUAAAGAAAAAAAAAUACUCAAAUGAAUAUUAAACACAUUAUUCUGAUUUUGGGUUUUGUUGGUUCUUCCAUAUGCAUGCCGGUUUCUGAAGAAGGAUCUGCCGAAGAAGAUAACAAAAGUGAUUUAAAGUUAGAAACAAAAUCUCACAAGGAGGUUAAUGGCUUAGUUGCAUUAGCACCAGCAGCAUUAUCAGUUAAUGUAACAACUAGUAAAGAGGUUAAAUCUAAAUCUACUAAAUUGAAAACUGUUGCUACUAACAAAAAAACUUCAAAAGAAAGUAACAAGUUGCACACAAGAUGUCAUCAUCAUUGUCAUUGUCAUCAUGAACAUGAGCAUUGUGGACACCACUGUUGCGAAGAUCACGAAGAUCACAACGAUGAAUGUGGUCAUGAUCAUCAUCAUCAUUGCGAUCAUGAUGACGGUCAUGAUCACCAUGAACAUCAUCAUUGUGACUGUCAUCAUGAUUGUCAUGGUUGUCAUGAAGAACACUGCCAUGAAGAGCACUGUCCUUGCGGACAUUGUUGUGACUACUGCUGUUGCGAAAAUGAACACUAAAAAUAAGCUUAGGUAGCGUAUUUGGAAACAAUGUUUUGAACAAUAGAAUAUAAAACAACUAACAACUUAUAAAAUUUAUUUAUGAUAUACUAGUAAAAAAAUAGUUUAACGAGCA